Molecule: messenger RNA, 846 nt
Organism: Symbiodinium natans
Lineage: Eukaryota; Dinophyceae; Suessiales; Symbiodiniaceae
Source: the annotation of a GenBank genome assembly
AUGUUUCGUGCAAAUAGUGUAUCCCAAAACAGAGGACUAGAGGGCAUUGUUUACACCUCACAAAGCUUUUUCCAUAUCGCAGUCAGUUGCAGCACAGCGGCAGUCAUGCAUGGAUGCUCGUGGCUGUUGCAAGUUGGCUUCUGUAGACCUGCGAGAGUUGUAAGCCUCCUCCCUGUGACCGCAAUGGCUUCUGCGCACGCGCACGCCUGCCGGACACAGGUGCAAUCAGGUUGUCAUCUUGCAUGGUGCUAUGAGAGGUGUAAGAAAGCAGAGCACGGCGAUACCUUAGGCGAGCUACAGGGCAUAGCUGCAAGCUUCGGCGUGAAGUUGGUCUUGCAGAAGAAGUCCACAGGCUUUCUCAAGUGGCUGGGGACUGCAAAGGAGAACGUCUUUCUCUUGGCAGACUGGCGUGAAGCAAAGCCCAUCGUGGAAGGUCUCGGAGGACUUGAGCGCCUGACGGGGCAGCAGCAACUUCGGAUGUGCAUUCUGGCCCAGUCAGACAACAGCUUUCAGCGUGCUUCAGAGUGGACCAUGCGUGUGCGGCAGUCUCAUGGCAUAGACAUUCUCGUGCUGGAUGGCUUCUCGCGCGCAGGUGUGAAAGACUUCAUCGCACGCAGUUUUGAUGAGACCAGUUCCUGUGCAUCCCAGGAAGGGGAUACAGACACGGAUUCGACACGAGCAUGUUCCGAAGACCUCAUGAAUGACGAGGCAUUCGACGAAUAUCUUGACGACUAUGCCUUCCGUCUCUCCCUGCCCGGUCUCGUGAGAGCGGUGCAGGACCCGCAGCAGGCUGCCCGACUCGAGCAGAUGAUCAAGCACACCAUGUGGCAGCUCUACGAGGACUGA